Messenger RNA from Penicillium hordei, 435 nucleotides. RefSeq lists its product as uncharacterized. The coding region runs from base 1 to 435 and encodes 144 amino acids. The record is from RefSeq and is a predicted model, not a curated record. NCBI's taxonomy places the organism in Eukaryota, Fungi, Ascomycota, Eurotiomycetes, Eurotiales, Aspergillaceae. The transcript has a single exon.
AUGACCAACUACGGAGACACCUGGUCCACGACCUACGAUACCUACGACACGGCAGGAUCAACCUACAACCCUGCGGGCUCAACCUAUGAUACUCUAGGCUCAACAUACAGCCCCACAGGCUACAACACAUACGGUACAAGAGACUAUAGCCUUGGCACUGGCGCAGUGGGCUACGGUUCAAAUGCAACUGCUACGACUUACGAUACCGACACCGGCCGCGGCACCACAUCAUACGACCCUGCCACCGGUGCCUACGACCAGCAUCUUGAUUACAGCACCCCCACUGGCCGUCGACACCACCGUGAGCGCGUUAACAACGCUGGCACCUAUCGACACCGCGACGUUGACCGCUUUGAUGACGGAUCUACUCGCGUCCACAAGGAAUACGAUAAUCCAAACACUGGUACCAGCUACCACCGUGACUAUGAGCGAUAA